UGCUUCAGAGGUUUUCCAAGACAUCGUUAUUAACAUAACUUAAGUAUAACCAAAGAAAAAAGGUUACUCAUUGUUUACAUUGUAAAAUUGACUAUUAUUUAGCCAUUUUCUCAAUACUGAAAAUUCUCGAAGAAGAAUCACUUACAAAUAAUUUAAAACAUGUACUAACUUACCUUAUCUACUCAAGCCUAGGUUACUAGGUACAAAUAACGCAGUAUCGGUAUCAGGGGUGACAAUGUCAGUGAUGAGACAAAUUGCUCUUUUGGAAGCUGGGUGCCAACCUUGGCAUAGUCACAUCAUAGCAGCCAGUGGAAACAGGUUUGCUUAUGCAGCCACUUUAGCCAUAUACAUAUAUGAGAUGGACAGAAAACAAAAUAAGUUUUGUUUACAGUCUAUUAUGUCAGAACACAAAAAUACAAUUACUUGUUUGACGUGGCAUCAAACGAAUGAAGACUGUCUGGCCAGUGCAAGUGCUGAUCCACAAAUCUGUAUCUGGAAUGUAGCACAACAUGUUUUGCUUGCGUGUCUGAAAACGCCGCUGGCCAUACCAACGCUGAUAACGUGGUAUCCAGAAGAGAAAGAUAGUUUAGUUUAUCUAGAAAGUCAAGGACCUUUGUAUCUGUGGAGAUUUUCCAAGAGUGGUAAUUGUUCUUCGGGAAAUUAUGGAACUCAGUUGAAAGAGAUUCAACCCUUCCUUAGUGGUGUCACACGUAUACAGUGGAACUCUUUAGAAUCACAUCACUUGGCCUUAGGCCAUCAAGAUGGAACUGUUUCUUUAUAUCUAAAAUCACAAAAACCAAAGAGACAUAUUAAACUAAACUGCGGUGCAGACGAUAACACCAUUAAUACAGAAAACUGUGCCAUAACGGGACUUGAGUGGGAUCCCUUAUCGCCCCACUAUCUUCUAAUAGCUGUUCAGAACAGUUGCCUACUUCUAGCAGACAUCAGUGGAAACACUCUUCACACCAUUAUGAUUUUCAACAUGCCAAGCAAGGCUUCAACAGCUCAGACAAUAGCCUGGAUACCAAAUGCUCCGGGGAUGUUUAUUUCAGGAGAUUAUGAGACUGGAGUUCUUCGAGUGUGGACUGUUUCUCAGAGAGGACCCCUUGAAAAUAUUUGUUUAAAACAUAAUGGAUUCCAUGCUAUUCAUGUAGUCAGUUGUAACCAAAAGCAGUCUUCAAUGCAUGGAAAAACUGAAAAUCCUAAAGUAAAUCCAAAAAGGACAUCCUAUUGUGGACGAGGGUACGCUGUGCCUACGGCAAAAAUUGCUUGCUUGUUUGUAGAUGGUGGAGUUGGCCUUUACGAUCUCAAGAAAUGUAGCUGGGACUUCUUCAGAGACACU
Limulus polyphemus (Atlantic horseshoe crab) is the source of this 1342-nucleotide messenger RNA. Its product is annotated as WD repeat-containing protein 17-like. Gene Ontology annotation, molecular function: protein binding. NCBI's taxonomy places the organism in Eukaryota, Metazoa, Arthropoda, Merostomata, Xiphosura, Limulidae. The record is from RefSeq and is a predicted model, not a curated record. The transcript is spliced from 5 exons. The annotation marks the transcript as partial.